CUCUCCUCCCAGCGGCUCGCCCGGCUGCCUGCCCGGCCCCGGAGACUCGCCCCCGCCGGGCCGGGGGGCCCAGGGCGGCCGCGAUGGCCUGAGCGCCCGGGGCGGCGCCGCGGCGGGGGUGCGCGAUGGGGAACCAGGAUGCGAAGCUCAAGCGCAGCGCCGGGGAUGCCGCGCACGAAGGCGGCGGCGGCGGCGCGGAGGAGGCUGCGGGGCCCAGGGACGCGGAGGCCGCCAAGAAGGGCAGCGGCGGCAAGAAGGCCGCGGGCAGGCACGGCAGGGGCGGCGGCGGCGAGCCCGGCAAGAGGAAGAGCAAGUCGGACUCCCGGGGCUCCGUGUUCUCCAACCUCAGGAUCCGGAAGACCCUGUCCAAGGGGAAGGGCGCGGGCGGCUCCCGCGAGGAUGUGCUGGACGCCCAGGCCCCGCCGGGCGCGGAGCUGGACAGCGCUCCCUCCCUCGCCACCAAGACGCCCGAUCUCAGCCUCUCGGCGGACGACACGGGCCUGUCGGACACCGAGGGCGCCGACCCCUUCGAGGCGACCCGUGCCAGGGGCCCCGAGCGGGCGGGGGCCGGGGCCAGGGCCCGGGAGGCGGCGGGGGAGGCGGACGCGGCGGCCGGCGCGCACGAUGGACAAAGGACCAGCUCGGGCUCGGACACGGACAUCUACAGCUUCCACUCGGCCGCGGAGCAGGAGGACCUGCUGUCCGACAUCCAGCAGGCCAUCCGCCUGCAGCAGCUCCAGGGCGCGCAGGGCUCGGCCGGCCCCCCGGCCGCCUCCCCGGAGCCCGGGGCCUUCCUGGGGCUGGACCGGUUCCUGCUGGGCCCGGGCGGCGGGGCUGGCGGGGUCCCGGGCGGCCCCGAUGCGGAGCCGGCGCCGUGUGCGCUCUCGGACCUGCCCGCGCGCGCGCCCCCCGCGCCCCCCGCGCCCCCCGCGCCCCCCAGCGGCCGCCGGGACUCGGAGGCGCCCGGCCUGCGGGUGGGAGCUCCGGCCUCGGACUCGCCCGCGCCCACCGCCUUCCCGUUUCCCGAGGCCGCAGCCCCCGCGCCCGGGGCCGGGGACACGGACGAGGAAGGCGAGGAGGAUGCGUUCGAGGACGCCUCCCGCGGCUCCCCGGGCGAGGCGUGGGGCCCGGCGGCGGGAGAGGCCCCGCGGGGGCCGGGGGCAGGGCUGGGGGAGGGGGCGCCCGGGCCCGGCGCCCCCGCGGCCGUCCCCCCGCCCGGCAGCCCGGCGCCCGGGCCGCGCUCCUGCAAGCCCUACCCGCCCGUCACCCCCUCCUACGUGCGGACCACCACGCGGCAGCUCAGCUCGCCCAGCCACUCGCCGUCCGAGUCGCCCAGCCAGAGCCCCCGGGCCCCGAGGCGGCGGGAGGCCUCCCCGAGCCGCGGGCCCCGAGCCGCCGGCGCCCCCGCCGCCGCCCCGGCCGGGACGCAUCGCACCGACAGCGGCCUCUCCGGCGGCCUGAGCCACUCCGCCGACGGGACGGAGGAGCCGGACGCCCGCGCGCCCCCAUCCCGGGCGGGGGGCCCGGCGCACCUGCUGGAGCGCGCGGCGGCGGCGUCCGGGGCGCAGGCGGCCACCGACGGCUUCCAGAACGUGUUCACGGGGCGGACGCUGUUGGAGAAGCUGUUCAGCCAGCAGGAGAACGGGCCCCCCGAAGAGGCAGAGAAGUUCUGCUCCCGCAUCAUCGCCAUGGGCCUCCUCCUGCCUUUCAGCGACUGCUUCCGGGAGCCGUGUCACCAGAACGCCCCGUCGAGCUCAGCUCCGUUUGAUCAAGAUCAGCUUUACACCUGGGCUGCCGUUAGCCAGCCCCCCACACACUCCCUGGACUACACGGAAGGGCGGUUUCCCAGGCGAGCCCCGUCUGCGUGGUCACCCCCCGACGCCCCCGAUGAAGCGCCCGGGGCCCAGGACGCCGAGCCAGAAACGCAGCCUGCUGUUUUGGAAACUCUGAAAAAUUGCUCAGAUGCUGUUCAUCAGGAAGUUGCAGACAUUGGAUCUGAGGGACAGGCCACUGUGAUUCAGCAGCUGGAGCAGACCAUUGAGGACCUGAGGACCAAAAUAGCUGAACUGGAGAAGCAGUGCCCUGUCAUGGACGCGGAGGUGGCCGGCGGCCGUCUUGGGGUUCGGAACGGAGAGGCACCCUCGGACGAUGUCUGUCUUGCAGCUCUCAGGUUAGGAGAAGAGCCUGGCCGGCACCAGAGGAUUUUCCAGGCCAAGUCCAUCCAGACGUCCCCGACCGAGGAGGGCGGGCCACCCGCGCGGCCUCCUGCCACGACACUGCCAGAGGGCCCCUCACCGUCCGGACCUCAGACAAAAUUCUGCUCAGAGAUUUCCCUGCUGGUGUCUCCGCGGCAGAUAGUGCAGCUGGACGCCCAUCAGCCGGGGCAGCCUCCACCGCCUCCACCCCUGCCCUGGGCUGAGGGGCCAGGCCAGGCCCGGCCACAGUCUUCCCAGCCUUCCCUUCAGACUGAGUUGGACACCAGCCAUGAGCCGUCUGUGGCAUCGCCCUCGGGACACAGCCUCAGCAUCCCGCCCCCACCACCUCUGCCUUGCACAGCGUCUUCCGGCUCCACCUUCGGUGUGGGCACGGGGGCUCCCUCCCCUCCCCCACCCAGUACACCUCCUUCUAUGCCUAGUACGCAAAUGCUGCCGCCCCCUCCCCCACCUUUGCCUGGUGAAGAAAUACCUCCUCCCCCUCCUCUUCCUGGAGUGGGAAUACCCCCUCCCCCUCCUCUUCCUGGGGUGGGAAUACCCCCUCCCCCACCUCUUCCUGGGGUGGGAAUACCCCCUCCCCCACCUCUUCCUGGGGUGGGAAUACCCCCUCCCCCACCUCUUCCUGGGGUGGGAAUACCCCCUCCCCCACCUCUUCCUGGGGUGGGAAUACCCCCUCCCCCUCCUCUUCCUGGGGUGGGAAUACCUCCUCCCCCUCCUCUUCCUGGGGUGGGAAUACCCCCUCCCCCACCUCUCCCUGGGGUGGGAAUACCCCCUCCCCCACCUCUCCCUGGGGUGGGAAUACCCCCUCCCCCACCUCUUCCUGGGGUGGGAAUACCUCCUCCCCCACCUCUUCCUGGGGUGGGAAUACCCCCUCCCCCACCUCUCCCUGGGGUGGGAAUACCCCCUCCCCCACCUCUCCCUGGGGUGGGAAUACCCCCUCCCCCUCCUCUUCCUGGGGUGGGAAUACCUCCUCCCCCUCCUCUUCCUGGGGUGGGAAUACCUCCUCCCCCUCCUCUUCCUGGGGUGGGAAUACCUCCUCCUCCUCCUCUUCCUGGACUUGGGGUUCCCCCACCUCCCCCUUUGCCAGGUGUGAGUAUCCCACCUGCUCCAGCUCCCCCUCCCGGUCCUGGAACUGGCAUCCCCGCAGCCCCACCGCCACCUGCGCUGCUCCCUGGCCCCGGGCCCCCACAAGCCGGGGGCAGCACUUUACCAGCACCACACGCGUGCGGGUUUCUCCCCCCGCCGCUGCCCACCGGCUGGUUUGGAUUGGGGAUGAGCCAGGACAGAGGGAGCAGGAAGCAGCCCGUAGAGCCCUGCCGGCCCAUGAAGCCUCUGUACUGGACCAGAAUCCAGCUGCACAGUAGAAGAGACUCUGGUGCUUCGCUGAUCUGGGAAAAAAUCGAAGAGCCGUCCAUAGAUUGCCACGAGUUCGAGGAGCUGUUUUCCAAAACCGCAGUAAAGGAGAGGAAGAAGCCGAUUUCUGACACCAUCUCGAAGACCAAGGCCAAGCAAGUUGUCAAGUUAUUAAGCAACAAAAGAUCGCAAGCGGUUGGGAUAUUAAUGUCUAGCCUUCACUUGGAUAUGAAAGACAUACAACAUGCUGUUGUGAACUUGGACAAUUCUGUGGUUGACCUGGAGACCCUUCAAGCGCUUUAUGAGAAUAGAGCACAGUCGGAUGAACUGGAAAAAAUUGAAAAGCACGGCCGGUCCUCCAAAGACAAGGAAAGUGCCAAGUCCCUGGACAAGCCCGAACAGUUCCUGUAUGAGCUGUCACUAAUCCCCAACUUUUCCGAGCGGGUCUUUUGCAUCCUGUUCCAGUCCACGUUUUCGGAAAGCAUUUGCUCGAUCCGUCGCAAACUUGAAUUGCUGCAGAAGUUGUGUGAGACUUUGAAAAAUGGCCCCGGGGUUAUGCAGGUGCUGGGUUUGGUCCUGGCCUUCGGCAACUACAUGAAUGGCGGGAACAAGACUCGGGGACAGGCCGAUGGGUUUGGGUUAGACAUUCUUCCGAAGCUGAAAGACGUCAAAAGCAGUGACAACAGCAGAAGCCUUUUGUCAUAUAUCGUUUCCUAUUAUCUUCGAAAUUUUGAUGAGGACGCCGGGAAAGAGCAGUGUGUUUUUCCGCUACCCGAGCCCCAGGACCUGUUUCAGGCUGCCCAGAUGAAGUUUGAGGACUUUCAAAAAGAUCUCAGAAAACUUAAGAAGGACCUCAAAGCCUGCGAGGUGGAGGCGGGGAAAGUGUACCAGGUGUCCCCCGAGGAGCACGUCCAGCCCUUCAAGGAGAACAUGGAGCGGUUCAUCAUCCAAGCUAAAAUUGACCAAGAGGCAGAGGAGAAUUCACUAACAGAGACUCAUAAAUGGUUUUUAGAGACCACAGCCUAUUUCUUCAUGAAACCAAAACUUGGAGAGAAGGAGGUGUCCCCGAAUGUCUUUUUCAGUAUCUGGCAUGAAUUCAGCUCUGACUUUAAAGACUUUUGGAAGAAGGAGAACAAACUUAUUCUACAAGAGAGAGUAAAAGAAGCUGAAGAGGUGUGUAGGCAGAAAAAGGGAAAAUCACUUUAUAAGAUAAAGCCAAGACACGACUCCGGGAUUAAAGCAAAGAUCAGCAUGAAAACCUGAACAAAGGAAAACAGGAUGGUCACCCUCUAGCCACUUACACAACAUUCCACCGACCCGAAGGCCGGAAGGGAACGGCGUCAUUCCGAUCAUUUUCUUCUUGACCCCUUGCCUCGUCUCCGUGUUCUCUAGACAGCUGACUGAUGGUUGAGUUUCACUGUACGUUCCUUUGAACAUGCAAAAGCAGCAGACCCGUGGAGAAUGGGACACCUUCCCUUUUUGUAAAAGCUUAUGGUGUUACACGGAUAGACCGAGACAGCAUGUUAGAGGAGGCAGUAUCUGCAUUAAUUCUGAACAUGCUACACAUUAACCUAAAAUUUGCUUUUCUGAGGAUAUUCCUUCUACAAUAAGACUCCUUUCUACGGACAACCAGUGCUCCACAUGACCGCGUGCGGGUGUAUGGUUGAAAUGUCAUUUCUGGUGAGUUGUAUCAGUUCACAUCCACGUCUGUAUUUUCUAUCCUAAGAGUUAAGGACCGUUGAUCGAUCAAUCAUGAAGGCUUUCCCAACUCCUUGAGUUGCUCUCCAUAAAUAUAUAUUUGUGAAAGAAGAUGAUCAUAUUUUUGCUGGUAAGAAAAUGAAAAAAAAAAUAGAGCAGAAGGAAACCCCUUUCUUAUAAAUCAUUUCAUUUAGUCAGAAAUCAGUGUUUUGUCUAUCGAGGGCUUUUAUCAGACCGUCUUUGGAAACCCUACGUAAAGCGAAUCUGUAGCAGAAAGAAAGAAAAUGAAAGGUGUGCCUCUCUAUCACUUUGCCAUGGCCUUUCACAAAGAAAAUAGGACGCCAUAUUUUGGAGGAAUUUAAAUAAGUGAUGCUCAUAAAAGUAUCAGACGCGACUAAUUGUUGGAUUGGCAUCUGCCUAGAACUUGCUAAUUCAACACACCUGUUGGAGUAUUUUAACAUCGCUGGGACCAUCUGUGUAUGUUAUGGCAGGUGAUUCAAAGCUGAAAAAUGAGUAUGCAAUUAUUCAUCAUUUGAAGGAGCCCAGGAAAGAAUUUUACUUUAUGUUGGAGGGAAAAGAAUAAAUCUAUGACUCUUCUGAGAGUGCUUCGAGUCAGCUUAUGAUGCGUUGUGAUGGUUUUGUCUGACAUGAGUAGGUGUGGCUUGUAAAAUAUUAUUUCAAUGAUAUUUGUUGGGGGUUAUGGCUGUAGAUAAAGAGGAGAAUUUAUGGCUAUUGCAAACCCACUGUGGAAAGCAACUUAAAAAGAGAGCGUUCUGACUCGCAACUAAGUUUGUAUUUAUGUAAAGUAUGGUCUCCCACCUUAGUUUGUCGUUUGAGUGCAGAGAAACCGUAGUGGGGUUUUUUGGUUGUAGUUUUGCAGUCUUCCUGUCUCCUUCCCUCCUUCCAAUGUGUAUAUUAAUACUCUUCAAUGAAAAUAUAGGGCAUUUAACAAAGAUCGCUAUGUGCAAUACUGUAUUUAGUGUUUCUAUUUCAAUUUUUUAGGAUGUUAAUUUAUAUGAAAAUAAAAUGAGUAAUCAAA
Messenger RNA from Myotis daubentonii (Daubenton's bat), 6303 nucleotides. RefSeq names its product formin 2 (gene FMN2). Gene Ontology annotation, molecular function: actin filament binding. The record is from RefSeq and is a predicted model, not a curated record. Gene Ontology annotation, cellular component: cytoskeleton; cytoplasm. Gene Ontology annotation, biological process: cortical actin cytoskeleton organization. Lineage: Eukaryota; Metazoa; Chordata; Mammalia; Chiroptera; Vespertilionidae.